AUGACGAGCAAGCUAUUACUGGUUACGAAGAGGGGAUCAAAAUUCAAGUAUCACCCAUACACACUCUCGGGCCACAAAGACCCACUUGUUGGGGCAUAUUUCACAUCCUCCCUUAAAACCAUCGUUAGCGUCUCGCAAGAGGGUGCGCUUUUUCAUUGGAGGUGGAUUUCAAAGGAUCCUUCUGAAACUUCAUUUGAUAAUGUCGAUGGGGCAGACAAUUUUGAACUAAACGUUAGCGGCGAUCAGAGACAUCACAUUGAUGCAGUUGAUUCAGAUGAUCUUUUGUAUCCAUCUUCGUUGAUGAGUACGCAUCGCUGGGGUCUAGCUAAACGAGAAUUUAUGAAUUUGAUGAAUCGAGUAGUUGUUACUGCUUCUGCGUUCUGCGCAUCCAGGGAUCUUCUUGUCGUUGGUCUUUCCAAUGGGGUCUUUACAAUUUAUGACCUUUCUGGGGUCCAUAAUCCAGAAAACACGUGUGUUGUUUUGCAGUCAAUAUCUGCGUUCCAGGCACCUAUUUCUUCUGUUUCACUUUCUGCACGAGGCGAGUGGAUUGGUUUGGCGACGAAAGAACACGGAGAGCUUACGGUCUGGGAAUGGGGGUCUGAAUCGUUUCAACUUCGGCAAAAGAGCAUUGCUUUUGCUUCCCCUUCGAAUACAUCGAAUUUGCUUGCAACUUCGGCUAGGGGAGCCCUUGCAAUCAAUCUUGACGGUUCCAUAAUUGCCAGCAGCUCUUCUCGAGAUGGCGGUGUCAUCCUUUGGGAUGCCAUGACGAACUUUUCUUUCAUCACAUUGGGGGGGCAGACUCGCGAUUCUGAAACAAAGGACGCGAACCUCACCACUUCCCUUGCCUUUUGCAAACGGGGGAAAGUUAUUGUCGCUGGUUUUCAAGAUGGGACCAUUCGUGCUUUUGAUUUGCUUCGCUAUCGCAACUUUAGGACUCUGAGCAUGCCACCAUCCUCGAUGGGACCGAUUUCCUUGCUUGCGGCGGACCCCUUGGGCGAACUGGUGGCUGCAACGACAGAGACCCCUGUUUCUGCAGCAAUUGGCGCUCCUUUUAGCAUUUUUGUGUGGAGCAUUUCUACGGGAAACGUUGUUGAUGUCCUUGGUGGCCAUCAAAGCACGAUUACAGCCUUGGUCAUCGAUCCAAUUGCCGGGAAGUGGAUCAUCACAGGUUCCAUGGACAAGACCGUACGGCUUUGGGAUAUUUUGGGGAGCUCUUCAGAAGGAGGGUCAGCAACAGCCACGGCCGUCAUCACACUUGGGUCAGAAGUUUUAGCCAUUUCAGCCCGCCCAGAUGCAAGCGAGGUUGCCAUUUCACUCUUGUCGGGGGCUGUUAUUUUUUGCGACACAGAGAGUCUUACCCAGAUUUCGUCCAUUGAGCCCGAUGCAAUGCCACGAGGAUCUGCACUGCAACUUUCCAAAGCGGCAUCUACCAAUUGCUUUCGCACACUAACUUAUAGCCCGGAUUCGGCGCUCUUGUUUGCAGCGGGAUCCUGUGGGGUUAUCAGCGUCUUUGGCAUGGAAGCCGCCCACCGUCCCUAUCUCAAGGGAAUCCCAAUCCACCCUGCUGCUGUCCCUUCCCCGUCGACAUCAUCGGAUGUUGUUGUUAUUGAGACUCUAGUUGCUUCUGGAAGCUCCAUUUCUGCCCUAGUGCAGGGCGAGGGUAUUUACGUUUUCUCUUUGGAUGAGUCGCUAAUGUUUGAUCCCUUUGACCUCUCUUUUGAGGUGACUUCGACCACAGCAUUGGCCACACUUAUGGCAGCCAUUGGUGAAAACAAAGAUCCCUCAAUGGCAACCACAGCCCUUGUCAUAGCCCUGAAGCUCAACGAUGUGCCCUUACAAAACCACAUGAUAAACACCAUUGGCGCCUCUAAAGAAAUACCGAUCCGCGCCGUUUCGGCUCUGAUGUCUCCCAGCUGGGCCCUUCGUCUUUUAAAUGCCCUUGCCGUGUAUGCAGAGUCACAAAAUAACAACCUCCAGCUUUUGCUGGAGUGGAUCAACGCGCUACUCUCUGUUCAUGCUACAAUAAUCCGAAGGUGUAUCCAAAACAGAAGAAUUCUCCCCGGAUCAUCCAACAUGCCAAGACACUCCAGCAGCAGCAUCGCCACAGCACUGCGGCGCAUCGAAUCUGUGAUCAUCAAAAGCUACACACCCAUAUUGAGGAAGGCUUUGGACAACAUCGAGAAUAUUUCCACGCUGCCCCUGCUUGUCAGCCUUGCCUCGCUUUCGAUUGCACAGGAUUAA
Molecule: messenger RNA, 2241 nt
Organism: Mitosporidium daphniae
Lineage: Eukaryota; Fungi; Microsporidia
Product: periodic tryptophan protein 2
Exons: 1
Coding region: 1-2241 (746 amino acids)
Biological process (GO): maturation of SSU-rRNA from tricistronic rRNA transcript (SSU-rRNA, 5.8S rRNA, LSU-rRNA); ribosomal small subunit assembly
Cellular component (GO): Pwp2p-containing subcomplex of 90S preribosome; small-subunit processome
Molecular function (GO): protein binding
Source: RefSeq, a predicted model, not a curated record